GUGAUUUUUCAACUUGCUGCUCUUUUUCACCUCUUUGUUUUCCCCCUUUUUUAAAAGCAAUCAUCAGCAACUAUCAUUCAAAAGAAUGGCUGCAAACUUUCAAAUGUGCUGCUCUUUUAGAUGCCCCAUUUUUCAUUUGCUGCUCUAUUCUCUCCUCUCUGCUGUCCGUUUUCGAACUCUGCAAACAGGAACUUUGUUGGUACCAUGAAUGUAUUGUUGAUUAGUUUGACAGCGGAUGCUGAGGACUGGUUUUUGAGAUGGAUCUCGGUCAUAUAAGAUGCGAGCUUUUACCUAGACCACCCCUUCGCCCAUCCUUGGCUAGCCGCCAACUUUCCUUUUUGAGACCAUUCUCAGACCCUUUCUGCAACGCCCCAAACCUGAAAUUCCAAACGCCAAAACAUUUUGUAGUUGUCUCAUUUUCCCAAAACCCUGUACCAAUUUCUAUAUUGUCAACUGUUAGUCAAAACCCUCUAUAUUCUGCUCAAAAUAAUGCGUGCAAGCGAGACAUUCGGUCCUUUGCAGGUCGGAAGAAGUCCCGUGGUUCCUCAACUGGGCGCACAGAAGGCAAAGCUGAUUUCCUCCGUCAGUUGAGGCGCAAACCUAGGCAGAGAGCUAAGAAAUAUGCCGAGUCCUUUUUCUACCGCUUGAAAAAUCCAAAUGGGAACUAUCCUGAUAACUUCUCUGAGGAUGAGCUCCAACAAAUUGGUCUUGGUUAUGAUCGGUUUGUCAGAUUCAUGGACAAGGAUGAUCCAAAUUUGCGCCACCCAUAUGAUUGGUAUAAAUAUGGCCAAUUUGGACCUUAUUCAUGGCGAGGAGUUGUUCUAGGUGACCCAGUUCGUGGUAGAUUUACUGAUGAGCGUGUGACAAUAAUAAAUGAAGUUAAGGAUCAUGAGGAAUGGGAGAAAAUUGAGCAAUUUGAAAUGGCUUCAGAAUUUGGGAAAAGAUUGAAGCAAAUGGACAAAAGCAAAGGAUUCAGGUAUUUUUGGGUAUUCGUGAGGCACCCGAAGUGGAGACUUUCUGAGUUGCCUUGGCAGCAAUGGACGUUGGUUAGUGAGGUAGUCCUUGAAGCUGGUAAGCAGAGGUUGGAUAAGUGGAGUUUGAUGGGUAGACUUGGGAACAAGGCAAGAUCUUUGAUAACACAAUGUGCAGCAUGGAUGAGACCUGAUAUAAUAUAUGUAAAGCGGCCGGUGUAUCAAUGUAGGUUUGAGCCACAGGAUAACUUUUUCAACGCACUUAUUCCAUUUCUCGAUCCCAGUACAGAACAUGAUUAUCUUUUUGAGUUAGAAAAUGAUGAUGGGACUGUUGAAUUGUGUACUUAUUUUGGUGGGUUGUGUAAGAUUGUGAAGGUGAACCAAAAAGCAUUUGUUGACGAUGUGGUCAAUGCAUAUCAGAAAUUGACUGAGGAGAAAAAGUCAAAAUGUUUAGAAUUUUUAUUGAAGAAUCAUCCAGUUUUACUUUUACAUCCAUACACAAAGGAGUGGAAAGCUAAGCUGGAGGAGAUGGAGCUGGGUUGUGAUGCUCCUGAUGAUGAUGGUGAUGAUCCUAGUGUUGAUGAUUCUGGUGAAACUGAGAUCUUAGAUUGGAUUGAGGAUGAUGAAGGUGGUGUUGGCGGUGAAGGCAUUACUGAAAAUGACGAAGAUGAGGAGGAGGAUUAUGGUGAAGGUGGCGAUGAUGACCAAGAUCUAGUUAUGGACAUGGAAGAAAAUGGAGACAGUGAGGAAGAUACAUUUACAGAAGAUGAUGGGAUGAGUUGGGAAGAGAAGCUUCGAAAAGCCCUUGGCAGUGCAGAAGCUAUGGAAAAGCUAGCAAAGGAGAGUGUAGAGUUCACCUCAAAGUUAUACAAUAAACACUCAAUGACGGAAGAGGGUGAGGAAGAACAAAAGCAUUCAUCAGAUAGAGAUGAAACUGCCUUGAGAGGCAAGUGGGCGAAGGUUAGUCCGGAAGAGUGGAAGUAUGCUGGGAUUGGUCCAUGGAGGAAAAAGGUCAAGAAGAGCAAGCUUCCUCCAGAGUUGUUUUUGCGAGCAGCCGUUAGACCAUUUACGUACAGGAAUCUUGUUAAGGAGAUUGUUUUAACUAGGCAUGGAAUUUUGGAUGGUGAAAUAGGCAGGAAGGUUUGAGUUAGUUGCCUUUUAAUGAGGCUAUGUUUUUGUUGGAAUAACGUGUACAAGUCUUUCCUAUGGUUUAGAGAAGAUUGAAAUUUUGUAAUGGCUACUAUGGAAGGAUUUGUUUGAUUUAUGUUCACGUAGUUGCUGAAAGCAAUAUUUGUUGUC
This is a messenger RNA of Prosopis cineraria, 2270 nucleotides long. RefSeq lists its product as uncharacterized. Lineage: Eukaryota; Viridiplantae; Streptophyta; Magnoliopsida; Fabales; Fabaceae. The record is from RefSeq and is a predicted model, not a curated record. The transcript is spliced from 2 exons. Bases 258 to 2117 code for a protein of 619 amino acids.